Messenger RNA from Venturia canescens, 3731 nucleotides. Its product is annotated as HEAT repeat-containing protein 6. The transcript has 11 exons. The record is from RefSeq and is a predicted model, not a curated record. Lineage: Eukaryota; Metazoa; Arthropoda; Insecta; Hymenoptera; Ichneumonidae. Gene Ontology annotation, molecular function: protein binding. The coding region runs from base 144 to 3290 and encodes 1048 amino acids.
UAAGCCCCAUACCACGGUCCCCAUACCCACGGCUUUGCCCACGGUGUGUGUUCACUCCUUAUCCUCCUUAUACAUUGAGUGUCACCCAUGCUGUCUCUGACACAGCCUGUAAUUGAAAAGCACUGUGAGUUCUUUGUCGUGGUAUGGAACAAGUUGACAUGAUCACAGAAACAAGUCCAUCGGCAAUGUUUACUUUGCUCUCGAUGGAGUUCUUAGUUUUGAGCAAUAGAAGAGUCGUUGAUAAGAAGUUCAUUAAUGCGUAUUUUAAUAAAUUAAAUGUCCUUGAUUAUCGAUCUAUUUCAAUAAAGGAUCCUCACGUCGUACGUCUAUUACUCCGUCAAUUAUGCGCUGCUAUAAGAUUUUCUGAAACUGAGUUGGUUAAAAAUUAUUCCCAAUUCGUAUUAAAUACAAUCCAUGCUGGUGGAAGCAUCAUCGGAAGGACUUUUUGUACUUGUCAAAAAUGGUUUCUAGAAGCGCUUGAAUAUACCCAUUCUGAUGUCAGAAAUGAUAUUCUUAUAACUCUCCAGGCUCUCUGGAGUACAGGAUCAUUUGACAUUAAUAACCAAGGUUUCCAAAGAUUAUUAAAUGAAAAAGGACUCUUGAACCAACUAGCUUGUCCUGGGAACCACCAUUGGUCAGAAACGAAUUUCUUGGCACUUUCGUGUAUAGAGGCUAUUCUUGUUAAUACAGAGAACAAUACUACUGUGUUAUCAUUGGAAUACAAAAUGACCAUACAAGAAGUGGUCCUUAAUAAUUUGUCCUCUUUUUCAUACGACACCCAAGAUAAACUUAUCUACAAUAAGAUAGUUUGUUGUUGCCUUCGAAUAUUAUCUAACCUGUCAAUUAGUGCAUCCUCAAUGUCUCAGAAACCUGAUUGUGUUGGCAAAAUUCUUGGAAUAGUGAAAGAAUUUUCAUUUCAUGGCAUCGAAAAAUACUCAACGACAAAACCUCAGUGUUUAAGACCAUCAGCAAUGAAUCUACCUGAAGUCGUUAACAAUCGAGGAAAUAACCGUAAUAAAACAAGAAGCAAAAGACAAACAACAAAGAAAUUAUCGCAAGGAGAAAAAAACAAAGGAAAUUCAAAUGUGUGCCUUGAUUUACCAGAAGCUGUUUGUUGCAAAUAUUCAAGUGAUUCGGAGACAGAAAUCUUAAAUCCAACCGAAAUAGAGUACAAGGUUCGAUUGGAGGCGGUAAAUUUAUUAAACGCUGCUGCCCGGAAUUUUCCGACUCAAGAAAUGUUUGGUUAUUGGUCUCAAAUUGUAGCUAGCGGUUCAAAAACUAGUGCUCGGGUUCUCGCGAGAUUGCUUCUCAAAGAGCCAGUAGCAAAAGUACGUCGGUCUAUCCUUAGUACACUUUCAAAACUUCUUGUAAAAGCGAAACAUUUUUUAGUUCACGCGGAUGAUUCAGAAAAUCCUUCCUUCAUAACGUUUUUCGGCACUGUUGGAGCCAUGAUUCGUGAACUUCAUUUCGUACUCUCUCUUGUCUUGAGUUGCGAACGAAACGCGACCGUUCUUAUUCACGCUCUUAAGUGUACAAGCGUUCUCGUGAACAGUACACCUUAUGCCAGAUUAAAGCCUGGACUCGCGUCCAAACUCUCCAGAAAUAGUAGACCUUACCUGCUUCACAAAGAUCCUACGGUGCAAGUCUCGGCUUUAUCGGUCUUUGAAGCCUUGGCUCUGGUUAAUCCACUCACAGCAGAGAUUGUCAACAUAUUACAAAAAGAAUCAAAACUCCCAGACAAUGAAGGUUUUUUACGUGGAAUUCAAAUUGGAAAUAGCGAAGACAACGAAGAUGACGCGGAAGAAGAGGUAGAUCUGGAAUAUGCAGAUCAUUCAAAAGAGAAAGCCGAAAUCGAAUCAGAGAUAAAUAACGGAUUGUUGCGAGAAAAAGGCGGUCUCAAUUUUUUGAUACAAGUUUGUUUGCAGUACAUUUCAAACGAAGCCGAGAAAGGUCCAGUACGUUUACACUCUCUUAAACUAUUGGGUGCAUUGGCUUCAAAUUUGGAAAGUCUUGUGUUUACGCAUUUGGAACCCGUAACAACUACGUUAGCAAAAGUCACUCAAGAUACAGAUUUUCAAAUUGCGUAUCAUGCCUGUCGAGUAAUUGAAAAUCUAGCUGGUCGAUUAGCAACUUUGCCUUCUGACAAUGCUAAUGUGGUGGCGUUUUGGAACACCAUUUUUUCAAAAGUUACCUUUCUCGUUCAGCACCCGCAAUCUACUUUACGAGAAGUAACAUGCGAUUGUUUGGGAAAAAUAGACACAAUUUUUUCACAAUUGCCUAGAGAAAGGAGUGUUCUUGUGAUAACUAUAUUAUUCGGAGGAAUACGGGAUGAAGAUAGUGGAGUUCGUGCAGCAGCUGUGAGAGCUCUCGGGAUGCUCGUGACUAUACCAGCUCUUGAGGAGGAUACCGGAUUUUUGAUGGACCUUGGUGACGUCGUGUGUCUAGCAAUUGAGGAUGACAAUCUUGGUGUCCGAGUGAAAGCGUGCUGGGCACUAGCAAAUCUUUGUGAUUGUUUGAUAAGACGAAAAAACAAUAAGACAAUAGAACCAAUUCCAGAGAAAGUACUUUUGCCAAGACUUUAUACCAUUGCCAUUAAAGCUGCCCAAGACAAUUGUAAGGUUAAAUGCAAUGCAAUGAGAGCUUUGGGGAGCGUCAUACGAUUAUCCACCGAUGAACGAAUUUUCAAUGAUGUCUCUGCAGGAUUGGAAAUACUUGAAAAAUGUGCACUCUCAGAAAAAGAUAUGAAGGUGCGAUGGAAUGCUUGUCGCGCGUUGGGUUUCGUUAUGAGUUACAAACCGGAUGCGGUCCUUCCAUCUUUCUGGAGGGAUCAAGUUUUCCCAACUCUCUGCGAUUUAAUCUGUAAUAGCCCAAAUUUUAAAGUACGCACAAACGCUGCUUGGGCCCUCGGCGCCUGCGAUACUUAUGGCAAAUUUUGCCCAUCGAUAUGGAAAAGUAUCGUAAUUGCUCUUGAAAAUUCACAACACGUUCCUAGUUUAGUCGAAUAUCCACAUCGAGACGUUCUCGUCCAACAACUUUGUCUAACACUUUGUCAUGUAGCCUCGCGCACUAAUGCGUCGGAUUUACAGUUGGUGUGGAAUGAAGUACGUGAUCACGUUGAAGAUAUCGCAAGGCACAUAGAGCACUUGCAUAAUAGUGUUUUACCGGAAAAAGCGAACGAUCUCGUUGAGGCAAAGACUCACCUCCAGAGGCUACACCAUACCACUCAUUCUGAAGAUAAAUUAAUUGUUCAUUGUUUGAUCGGUUUAUUUGAAAAAAGUCAUUUCCUGUAAAAGGUUAUAUCAAAGACAUAAGUAUAAAGUUAAAUAUUAGUCGUACACAUUUCUAUUAAGUCAUCGUUUUCAAGUAAUGUUUCUACAAUGCAGCCAUUCCGUAAUAAAAUAUCGCUCGUGCAGUUGCUUCCACCCGACUAUCUGUAAAAUCGUUCGAGUUUUUCAAUCAUGUAUCAAUUUAAAUAAGCGGCAGGUUUAUAAAAAAAUUCAGACUUUUAGUAUUUCGUUGGUUGUAUUUGCAUCAUUGAUUUCGCGUAGAUUUGGUGGAGUAGCAUGAGCGCUUUCAAUACAUUUUGCGUCAAGAUACCCAUUCGUUCCAAACUAGUUUCUCAAUCUGAGCUAACUGCCUGUUUUUUGUUGCACAAAUUUAUUUGGUUAUUGUAUCUAUUAUUAUCUUGUACACAGUAAAACCUUUACAUCAUUGUUGUCUUUUCAACAUUA